This is a messenger RNA of Cynara cardunculus var. scolymus (artichoke), 516 nucleotides long. RefSeq lists its product as uncharacterized. Bases 1 to 516 code for a protein of 171 amino acids. NCBI's taxonomy places the organism in Eukaryota, Viridiplantae, Streptophyta, Magnoliopsida, Asterales, Asteraceae. Gene Ontology annotation, molecular function: zinc ion binding; nucleic acid binding. The record is from RefSeq and is a predicted model, not a curated record. The transcript has a single exon.
AUGAAAGUGAAAUACCAGGGAAAUGCAAGAGUGAAGCGGGGUCAACUACAAAGACUUCGCAGGUCGUUCAAAGUCUUAGAGAUGAAAGGUGGAGAAUCGGUGACAGAUUAUUUUGGAAGGGUGUUAGUUAUAGCCAACGACAUGCGGAAUUAUGGAGAAGAUAUGGAUGAGGUCAAGGUCGUGGAAAAUAUUCUACGGACACUAAUAGAAAAAUUCAAUUUCAUUGUGUGCUCGAUUGAAGAAUCCAAGGAGAUCGACCAACUUACAGUUGAUGAGCUGCAAAGUUUGUUACUGGUGCAUGAGCAAAAGCUGAGGAAACGAGAGAUCGGAGAAGAGCAAGUGGUUAAGGUAACAACGGUUUCAAAUCGAGGAAAAGGCGGAAGAGGAUACUACCAAGGAAGGGGCCGCGACAUUGGAGGGAGAGGAAGAGCAACAUUCGACAAAUCUAUCAUCAAAUGUUUUCGAUGUCACAAGCUCGGCCAUUUCCAGUACGAAUGCCUUUCAUGGGGACGAUAA